UUAAUACAAGUAACUAACAUUCAGAAUUUCCACUCUUUAAGUAAGACAAGGAAAGGGGAAAAAAAAAAAUUCAGCAGAGAGAGAAUCAAGGAGAAAGGUUGAGAAAGAUAGAGAGAAAAAUAAUGAGAAAAGAUUGCCAUCCUUUGUUGAAAGGAAAAACAGGAGAGAGGAAAUAUAGACAUGGAUUUUCUUCAGCAGAGAUGAAAGCACUUUCUAGUAUAUGUGAGACUGUGUUGCCUCCAAUUUCAAUUCCAGGAAAAGGAGGUCAUGAAAUUAGCAAGCCUGUGCAGGCCUUUUUUAAAGCUUCUGGCUUUGAGAACCCUGUUCCUGAUCAGAUUGCAGAGCUUUUAGUGAAGAGAGCAAUAAUAGAAGGUUUGAUUCUGGUGAGAUUGGUAUUGCUGGCUUUAUCUACAAGACUGGGCACACUUUUGCUUUGUGGGUCUCUUUGUUUUGGAGAGAAAUGGCCUUAUCUCAAUACUUUUUCAAGUAUUUCUUUGGAUAAGAGAGAGAAAAUAAUGCAGAAGUGGUUCAAAAACAGAUUUUUCACUCCUAUUAGACUUGUUUUCCAGCUUAUCAAAGUUGGCUGCCUUUACACUUUCUUCGCUCAGGCUGAUGAGAAUGGUAAAAAUCCAGCUUGGGAAGCAAUUGGCUAUUCCGUAGACACUGACGAGAUUGCAAACCAAGUUCCACAAGAAAGGCCUCUUCAAGAAGGAAUAAUAGAAACUAUGCAAGAAAAUGAAUCAACCCUUAUGCACAAUCUUACCCAAAAAGGCCUCAAAGUUACAAAAGAUCCAAAGAAGAAAAUCUGCAAAAUCAAUUGUGAUGUUGCCAUUGUUGGCUCAGGCUGUGGUGGUGGUGUUGCUGCUGCUGUUCUUGCAACUUCAGGCCAGAAGGUUCUUGUUCUUGAAAAAGGAAACUAUUUCACCGCUAAAGAUUAUUCUGGUCUUGAAGGCCCUUCUCAUGACCAGUUAUAUGAAUCAGGAGCAAUUCUUCCAACUACAGAUGCAAAUUUAAUGAUAAUGGCAGGAUCAGCGGUUGGAGGAGGUUCUGCUAUCAAUUGGUCAGCCUGUAUUAACACACCACAAUCUUUACUUCAAGAAUGGAGUGAAAAUCACAAACUCAAGCUGUUUGGAACCGCUGAAUAUCUUUCUGCUAUGGAAACUGUUUGUCAGAGAAUUGGAGUUACAAGAAAUUGCGUGGAGGAAGGAUUUCAAAAUCAAGUGCUGAGAAAAGGGUGUGAAAAUCUUGGCCUUGAAGUCAACACAGUCCCUCGAAAUUCGUCGGAGAAGCAUUACUGUUGGUCUUGCGGGUAUGGUUGUCCAACAGGAGAUAAGAAAGGUACUGAUACGACAUGGCUUGUUGAUGCUGUUAAUCAUGGAGCAGUAAUCUUAACAGGGUGUAAGGCAGAGAGGUUCAUUUUAGAAGAAAAUAAGAAAAAAGGAAGUAGAAGGCAAAAGAAAUGCUUGGGAGUAAUUGCAAAAACCUUAAACAACAACAUUCAUUUAAGAUUACAAAUAGAGGCCAAAAUAACAAUAGCAGCAUGUGGAGCUCUUCUUACACCACCUUUAAUGAUUUCAAGUGGAUUAAAGAAUCCAAACAUCGGUCAGAAUCUUCAUCUCCAUCCGGUACUAAUGGCUUGGGGCUAUUUUCCUGAUUCGAACAAAGACUUGAAAGGAAAAUGUCAUGAAGGAGGAAUAAUUACAUCAGUACAUAAGGUAAUCUCAAAUGACAACAAUCUUAGAGCUAUAAUAGAAACUCCUCAAUUAGGGCCAUCUGCAUAUGGUGUACUUUGUCCAUGGGAAUCUGGACUUGACAUAAAGAAAAGGUUAGUAAAGUAUUCAAGAACUGCUCACUUGAUAACAAUAGUAAGAGAUCGAGGCGCCGGUAAAGUCAAAACAGAAGGAAGAAUAAGCUAUAACUUAGAUCCAUUCGACAUGGAAAAUCUCAAGGCAGGACUAAGGCAAUCACUCAGGAUUUUAGUAGCUGCAGGAGCAGUUGAAGUGGGUACACAUAGAAGCGAUGGACAAAGACUACAAUGUCAAGGGAUUACUAAAAAGGACUUGGAAGAGUUUUUGGACACAGUUUUUCCUUGUAGAGGGAUUCUGUCACCAGUAAAAGAUUGGAUGAUAUAUAGUUCUGCUCAUCAAAUGGGAAGCUGCAAAAUGGGGAUUAAUGAAAAAGAAGGAGCAGUUGAUGAGAAUGGAGAGAGUUGGGAAGCAGAAGGCUUAUUUGUUUGUGAUGCUAGUGUUUUGCCUAGUGCCGUUGGUGUUAAUCCGAUGAUUACUAUACAGUCUACUGCUUACUGUCUCUCAAAAGGAAUUGCAGAGUCUUUGAAGGAGACAACAACAUCAAAUUUAGAGGAUUGUACUCCAUCUAUCCCGCGUAUAUAGGCCUCGUCUCCUUUUUUAUUCGUCUCAUAUAUUGUUGUCUGUUUCCUGUCAGUUUUCUAUUUUACCCCAAUUUAAUAACAUAUAUAAGAAUAAAUGCAGUGAUCUAAUACUCUAUAA
Messenger RNA from Jatropha curcas, 2507 nucleotides. It is a transcript of the gene FAO3, whose product is annotated as fatty alcohol oxidase 3. NCBI's taxonomy places the organism in Eukaryota, Viridiplantae, Streptophyta, Magnoliopsida, Malpighiales, Euphorbiaceae. Gene Ontology annotation, molecular function: flavin adenine dinucleotide binding; long-chain-alcohol oxidase activity. The record is from RefSeq and is a predicted model, not a curated record.